Molecule: messenger RNA, 2238 nt
Organism: Misgurnus anguillicaudatus (oriental weatherfish)
Lineage: Eukaryota; Metazoa; Chordata; Actinopteri; Cypriniformes; Cobitidae
Source: RefSeq, a predicted model, not a curated record
AUGGCCGCAAAUCUUGUUCCUAAAGCAAAUAUUGUUUCACCUAUUUGGGCACAUUUUGGCUUUGAGCCAGAUGAAAAGGGUCAGCCGGUGAAUUUGGACGAGGCAAUAUGCCGUAUUUGUGGCAGAAAAGUGUCGGUCUCGCGCGGAAAUACUACUAAUCUAAGAUCGCAUCUUAGAAUAAACCAUCCUGUGGCGUUUGCCGGCCUUGGAAGCAGCACAUCUACCGGUAACGGUAAACCUACCUCAGGUCAGCAGCGACAGUUGGGAGUCUCUGAGGCGUUUGCAAGAGGAGAGAAGUACCAACGUGACAGCAAUCAGUGGCGAGCACGUACUGACAGCGUGACUCGCUAUUUGGUGGAAGAAAUGGUGCCAUUCCGUACCGUUGAAAAGCCAGCGUUUAAAGCCAUGUUACACGCGUUUGAUAAACAGUAUGUACUUCCCGACCGAAAGUACUUUUCACAGACAGCGAUACCUGCAAAGUAUCUGUCAGUGAAAGAGAGCAUAACACGGGACUUGAAGGAUGUGGAUUAUUUCUCAGUGACAACUGAUAUGUGGUCAAGCCUAAAUAUGAUGCCAUACAUGAGCCUGACCAUACACUAUCUCACCGCAAACUGGGAACUUAAAUCAAAGUGCCUGGAGACUGUGUUCACUCCAGAAAGCCACACGGGUGACAACCUUGCAGACGCCCUCCGUUCCUCGUUCCAAGAGUGGUCCCUUGACGAGAAGAAACUCGUCUGUAUUACCACAGACAAUGGGGCAAAUAUUGUGGCGGCGGUGCGAAAACUUGGCUGGAAAUGGUUAGGAUGCUUUGGCCAUAAUCUGCAUUUAGCCGUUACCAAUGCAAUGAAGGCAGAAAGAGACCGCACUGCCCGAGCCAUGGGGGUAUGCAGAACAUUAGUGACGACUUUCUCGCAGAGCUGGCAAAAAAAGAGAAAGCUGCAGAAAGAACAAGCCGAGCUCAACAUGCCCCAACAUUGCCUAGUUUUGGAUUGUCCUACCAGGUGGGGGACUAAGCAGAAAAUGGUUGAGCGCGUUCUCGAGCAAGUCCCAGCCAUUAGAAGAGUUUUAGAUGACCGGCGCAGCCAACAUUUGAUCCCGACGUGGCAGGACGUCGAAGUCCUAGAAUCCAUUAAUGCAGCACUGAAGAAGCUGGCGGAUUUUACAGAUGCGUUGUCUUCCGAGAAAACAGUUACAGCGUCAUCUGUUAAACCAGUUCUUCAGUUAUUAACGGAGGAUAUUUUGCUCCCAGCCGAAGAAGACACAGAGUUGACGCGCAACCUUAAAAGAAAAAUGGUUGAAGUGUUAAACAACAAAUAUAGUGCACCUGCAACACAGCAACUGUUGGCAAUGGCCUCAUUAGUUGACCCGAGAUACAGGGACAUCAACCCCGGAGAUGAAGUAAAAGAUGCGCUCCUGGAUGAGAUGCUGGCAGUGCCCGAAGACCGGAACGGCGGGGAUGAAGAAGGUGGCACGGGUGGAGAGGGAGAAGGGGAAAGUGCACCAUCUCCUCCUCCUCCAAAAAAAAUGAAUCUUGCGUACCUGCUUGGAAAGAGAAAAGCGCAGUCCUCCAAUCCAGUCCCAAAAAGAAUCCGUGCAGAUACAGAAGUCGCAAGGUAUUUGCAGGAGGAAGCCCUCGAUCUGCAGUCUGAUCCGCUCUCCUGGUGGCGGGAUAAUCAGGCUCGAUUCCCGCUUUUGUCUAAAGUGGCCAGAAAGUUUCCCUGUGUUUUGUCCGACCCCGCUCACAAGAUGACUUCCGCCGUGUCUGAGCCGGUGCACAAGUCACCAGGUUAUCCGGUUCAUCCCGUGAAAGCCCGGGUCGGCUGCUUAAUCUCCAGUGUGUUGGAUUACCCGCUGAUCACUGUCCGAGCGACCAGAAUCCCUGGACCGCUCGUUCUCUCGAGUGAAUCUUCGCCGAGUGAAUCCCCGAGUGAAUCCCCGAGUGAAUCCCCGAGUGAGUCCUCGAGUUUGUCUUCGAGUGCGUCCUCGAGUGAAUCCCCGAGUGAAUCCCCGAGUGAGUCUUUCCCGAGUGAAUCUUUCCCAAGUGAAUCUCCGAGUGAAUCUUUCCUGAGUGAAUCUUCCCUGUGUAAAUCUCUGAGUGAGCUUUCCCUGUGUAAAUCUCUGAGUGAAUCUUCCCUGAGUCAAUCUCCAAGUGAAUCGUCCCCGAGCAGAUCCCCAAGUGAAUCAUCGGCCAGCAGUGUGUGGCUCACCAGUUCAACGGCAGAUCAACCAGACUCAUGA